Molecule: messenger RNA, 597 nt
Organism: Stylophora pistillata
Lineage: Eukaryota; Metazoa; Cnidaria; Anthozoa; Scleractinia; Pocilloporidae
Source: RefSeq, a predicted model, not a curated record
AUGAUGAUCGACUCGGGUGCAUCUGUUAAUCUUCUAGAUGAAACAACCUUUCAAAGAAUUAACAGUCACGGCAGUGGAAGCCUGCAAGCUGUUCUCACCAAGAUUUAUUCAUAUGGAUCUAAAGUCCCUCUUCCUACCCUGGGAAUCCUCACUGCAACCGUGAAAUCCAGCAACGCGAGCGCCUCUGCCCAGUUGAUUGUUGUUAAAGGAGAAAACGGAAAUCUUCUCAGCUAUCACACUGCGAAGAAACUAGGCCUGAUUGCGGUUUCUCUUGAUACUGCCACCGUCACUGAGAGAAACAAAGACGACCCGGAGUCUCUAAAAGAGGAGUUCAAAUCACUGUUAGGAGGCAUAGGGAAAGUGUUAAACAAACAAGUGAAGUUACACAUAGACCCUGAUGUUACACCCCGACAGCAACCCCACAGACGAAUUCCAUUUCAUGUUAGAGACGAUGUCGAAAAAGAGCUUGAGAGACUUGAGAAACUCGACAUCAUCGAGAAAGUUGAAGGGCCCACACCCUGGAUCAGUCCAAUUGUUGUCGUCCCGAACAAAUCCGGAGAAGUUCGAAUCUGUGUUGAUAUGCGUGAGGAAAAAUAA